AUGGCCUAUUGCAGCGUGACCAGCACGCCAGAACGCUUUGCAAGCUGUUUGUCGAAUUUUCAAAUCGAAGAUUUGCUGGUAUUGAAGAAAUCAAUGGAACUCAUGGCUCACGCAGAGAGACACCGCCGCGAAGGAGACCUUACCGAUGAUAUUGCACCAAGUUGCACCAAUACGACUGAUGAGCCGCAGCGCUUGGCUUUAAUGGCUGCUGAUCGGGGGGUUGACCACGGCAUAUCGGGCCAACAGCCCUGGCAAAGCGAUCCGGCCUGGGUCGAGGAGAAGCCAUCCAAGCUGCAGACCUUGUUUCAAAUAAGCAUCACUGCUCUGGCCUUUCUUUCGUUUGGCGGCUAUUUGCUUUGCCUCAUCGUUCAGGCCAUCAAGAGCAAGGGCACAACCUAUUUUCAUCCGGUGGCCACGGCAACUACAACCAAUACAAAUGGCAACGUGAAGCGUAUCAAAAUUUACAGACGCAGCCGACGUAGACGGAGCAUCAACUCGGCUCACAUUCCAAAUAUACUCAUGGCGGACUAUGCGACUUAUAUGGAAUCCGUACGAAGGCAGCGUUUGGGCUAU
Drosophila montana is the source of this 573-nucleotide messenger RNA. RefSeq lists its product as uncharacterized. The transcript is spliced from 3 exons. NCBI's taxonomy places the organism in Eukaryota, Metazoa, Arthropoda, Insecta, Diptera, Drosophilidae. The record is from RefSeq and is a predicted model, not a curated record. The annotation marks the transcript as partial.